AUGGUCCAAUUACAUGGUCCAGUUACGCUUUUGCAUCUUGGUCAGCAGCUUUUGAGACUGGCUGUCAGCUCGGAGAGUUGGGACUCCGGUGUUGAUGAGAGUACGUCACUGCAAUUACUGGUACCGAGGCAACACAACUUCAAGAGUGUCCGUUGGUACGCACUAUAUUCACCGAAACCACAUCUCCGGGCUUUGCCUGGAGUUAAGCGUGCAAGUGUGCGGUGUCCACAAGGCGUUUGCUACACUACACCGUACCGUCCGACUCUCGACUCUGCGAGCAGGGCCCAUCAUUUACUGGGCAGGGAGGAUGAAGGACGGAUAAGGUCUCCCAGGUGGGGAACAGUCCCUAUGAGGGAAAUCCCCGCACAUGCCGUGUCUAUCAACUGCCAAGUCAGUCCUCAAGUCUGGGUCAAAGAAGCAAGGUUAGGUUUCGUGUUGUUUAUACCGGUCAUCGCGCGUCGUCAACGUGGUCCAGUAUCAGUGGAUCUGGCGCCGCUAGAUGGCCCAUUGGAAGUCGACGAGGAGUUGUGA
Messenger RNA from Apiotrichum porosum, 531 nucleotides. RefSeq lists its product as uncharacterized. The record is from RefSeq and is a predicted model, not a curated record. NCBI's taxonomy places the organism in Eukaryota, Fungi, Basidiomycota, Tremellomycetes, Trichosporonales, Trichosporonaceae. The transcript is spliced from 3 exons. Bases 1 to 531 code for a protein of 176 amino acids.